AUUCAUAACGUCUCAUCCCGCGAACUCGUACUACAGCAAUCCGUAACAACAUUGCGGCUACGUUGAAAGUUAUUGAAGAGUUAUUACACGAAAGGAAAGAAUAAAAUACAUACGCGAAAAUGCGUUCAGGACCCUACCUCCCGACCUCAGCCGCCUACCUCAAGGAAUCCUCCCUCCUCCUACAGGCAUACCCAGAAUCUACGCGAAUAACAACAAAAUACACAUUUCCCAAGUCUUCACCCUCUACAACCAACAAAUCCAAGCCCGAAACCACACCCUCAACACAAUCGACCUCAACCCCAGCAGUUCCAAUCGCAACGCUCGUAUUAAAAACAUACAAUCCCGAAGCUGGGAUAUGUUUGAAAUACCGGACAAAUAAAGCCGCUGAGGUGGGGCGGCUGAUUACAGCGCUGGGAUUGUUGGCUGGGGGUGCAGACAUGGCGAGCUUGGAUGGACCAGUUUCUGCUACGAUUACAGGGGGCGAUGUGGAGAUGGGGGGUACCAACGGUGUUGGUGAGGAAGUUGUGGCUACGGCAGCGAGUACAGGUGCGAAUACGGGUGCAGGUGUUGGGAAAGGAAAGGGCAAGGGAAAGAAGAAGGGGAAGAAAUGA
Messenger RNA from Aspergillus nidulans FGSC A4, 611 nucleotides. Its product is annotated as SRP9/SRP21 family protein. Gene Ontology annotation, biological process: SRP-dependent cotranslational protein targeting to membrane. The transcript is spliced from 2 exons. The record is from RefSeq and is a predicted model, not a curated record. Gene Ontology annotation, cellular component: signal recognition particle. The coding region runs from base 120 to 611 and encodes 163 amino acids. NCBI's taxonomy places the organism in Eukaryota, Fungi, Ascomycota, Eurotiomycetes, Eurotiales, Aspergillaceae.